Messenger RNA from Panicum virgatum (switchgrass), 1901 nucleotides. RefSeq names its product putrescine hydroxycinnamoyltransferase-like. The coding region runs from base 272 to 1582 and encodes 436 amino acids. Gene Ontology annotation, molecular function: acyltransferase activity, transferring groups other than amino-acyl groups. The transcript has a single exon. Lineage: Eukaryota; Viridiplantae; Streptophyta; Magnoliopsida; Poales; Poaceae. The record is from RefSeq and is a predicted model, not a curated record.
GCCCCUUCGCCGCCGGCUCGCGCAUCCCACCUACUCCCGUGCGCGCGCUGCUUAUUUAUAGCGCGCGCCGCCGAGCCGGGCAGGGCAGGGCUGCGCGUGCUGGGCGAGCAACAGAACAGAGCUGCAGCUGCAACCAGACAGCAAAAGCACUGCAUGUUCUAGUGAGUGCCUUACUCUAUAGCUGUCUGCUAGCGUCUAGAUAUCACACGAGUCAAGCUAUCAGAGUUUAACCUCUCGAUCACUCCUCGAUUGUCGGCGGCGAACAAACGCCAUGGAGGUGAAGGUGCUGAGCUCCAAGCUCGUGAGGCCGUCGUACCCGGCGGGCGCGCCGCGCCCGGACACCACGGAGCACGUUCCGUCGUCGGUGUUCGACAAGGCCACGUACCACAUCCAGAUGGCCAUCAUCUACGCGUUCGCGCCGCCGGGGCCCUCCGCGGCCGACAUCGAGCGCGGGCUCGCCGCGGUGCUGGGCGUGUACCGCCUCUUCGCGGGGCAGGUCCGCCCUGGCCUCGACGGCUGCCCCGGGGUGCUGCUCAACGACCACGGCGCGCGGCUCGUGGAGGCGUCCGUGGACGCGCACCUCGCCGACAUCGCGCCGGCGAAGCCGUCGCCCGCCGUGCUGCGGCUGCACCCGGACCUGGAGGGCGAGAUCGAGGAGAUGGUGCAGGUGCAGCUCACGCGGUUCGCGUGCGGCUCCCUCGCCGUGGGCUUCACCGCCAACCACGCCGUGGCGGACGGGCACGCCACCAGCGACUUCCUUGUCGCGUGGGGCCGCGCCGCGCGCGGGCUCCCCGUCGGCCCGCAGCCGCCGGUGCACCACCCGGACCUCUUCCCGCCGCAGGACCCGCCGCGCGCCGAGUUCGAGCACCGCGGCGUCGAGUACCACCGCCCCGCGCCGGCGGCUGCGGGCCACGGGCACGGCGAGGCCCAGCACAGCAGCGGCAUCGUGAUCCACAAGGCGCACUUCACCAAGGACUUCGUGGCGGGGCUGCGCGCCAAGGCGUCGGAGGGCCGCGGCCGCCCGUUCAGCCGGUUCGAGACGAUCCUCGCCCACGUGUGGCGCACCAUGACGCAGGCGCGGGGGCUCGGCAACCCGGCGCAGACCUCCACGAUCCGCAUCUCCGUGGACGGGCGGCCGCGCCUGGCCGCGCCGGCGGGCUACUUCGGCAACCUGGUGCUGUGGGCGUUCCCGCGCGCCACGGUGGGGGACCUCCUGAACCGGCCGCUGAAGCACGCGGCGCAGGCGAUCCACGACGCGGUGGCGCGGGUGGACGGCGCCUACUUCCGGUCGUUCGUGGACUUCGCGAGCUCCGGCGCGGUGGAGGAGGGGCUGGAGCCGACGGCGGUGAUCAAGGACGUGCUGUGCCCGAACCUGGAGGUGGACAGCUGGCUGACGUUCCCGUUCUACGAUCUGGACUUCGGCGGCGGGAGCCCGGGCUACUUCAUGCCGUCCUACUUCCCGACGGAGGGGAUGCUGUUCCUGGUGCCGUCGUACCUGGGCGACGGCAGCGUCGACGCCUUCGUGCCGGUGUUCGAGCACAACCUCGAGGCCUUCAAGCAGUGCUGCUACUCCAUGGAGUAGCUAGCCAGCUUUCGCCUAGUGCAUGGCAUGCCGAUGAGGGGAUGAGCACUAGAAUUGAUCGAGCUCGCUGCUUUUGCAUGCAUGCAAGCGCUGAUUAUUGUCACAGUACACCGUAUUGGCGUAUUUCCAUUCGUACCAAGUAUAUAUACGUACUGCUAUAGGUUAUUAGUACGUAGCUGUGAGUGGCUUUAAUUUCCUGUAUUUUGUAAUAAAAAAACCUAAGUUAUCUCGCUCUUUUUGGGGGUGUUGCUCCAGAAUAGUGUUGCUUGUAGAAGAAUGUUGGGUGUAUAUAUAUGUGAAAGAUUCUUCGUGAUUCUUG